CUAGUACAGCGAGAGUUAAAAAAAAUCGAGAGUUUGAGGGGAGAAAAGAGGUGUCGGCUAGAAGUAGCGCCGGGUGGCAUUUCAACCGCUCGAACAGUCAACAAAGCGUGAGGCGUCUGAACGAGACGAGACGUAUUGCACGCAAGCGUAUAGUAAUACUAUAGUUACCCAGUACGAAUGACACGUAACCGGUAAACCGAGAAAAAUCGCUUGUUCGCCUACAAUGAAGUGACUAGAGAGGCUACAAUUCGUUCUAUUAACACUGGUCAGUACUGGAAAAGUUUAUCGCAUCCGCGCAGCGGUCGAAAAAAGGAAACAGACAUUGGCCCACUGAAAAGCAGCACGACCAUGGCAAAAAACGGGACGACCACUAACGACCUAACGAAGUCAUCCGCCAUAAAGAUUCCGGAUGACUACGCCGGAUAUCCACUGAACUCAUUCUGCAUUCCUGCUCACUACUCCGAGGACCUGGAAAGAAUUCUGUUGCCCUGCGGCCUCAUUUUGGACCGCGUAGAACGGUUGGCGAAGGACAUAGCUAUGUACUAUCAGGACCAAAGUUUUUCGGCAUUUUGUGUCCUUAAAGGCGGCUAUAAGUUUUUCGCCGACCUUCUCGACCGUGUGAGGCAAUACAACCGUUUUGCGGGGCAUAGUUCUGUCCCUUUCUCAACUGAAUUCAUUCGUAUUAAAAGUUAUGUGGAUGGUCAAUCUACCGGAGAAGUUAAAAUGAUUGGGCUUGAUAAUUUCGACAACAUUCGAGGCAAAAAUAUCCUCAUCGUGGAAGAUAUCAUUGAUACAGGCCGCACAAUGGUUGCCCUUUUGGAACACCUCAAGGAAUAUGAACCGCGCGAAAUCAAAGUGGCUUCACUCUUCAUCAAGCGAACUCCUUUUAGCAACGGUUAUCGACCUGAUUAUAUUGGAUUCGAGACUCCAGAUCGUUUCCUUGUCGGCUAUGCCCUCGACUAUAAUGAACGAUUCCGUGACCUCAGCCACGUCUGCGUGAUCAGUGAUGUCGGCCGUCGAAAGUACGCGAGCAUCAAGUAAAACUGUGUAGCGUGUAAGUUCGAACGGGCGGAAAAGGACACGAGCAUAGCUGCGUAUGUGAUUCAUGUAACAAGUAGCAGCCAAAAUCAUAUAUUUACCAUUAAACUGCCACAUUACCAUAUCUGAUCAGCUUAAAAAUUGUCAUAUGGUCUUAUAAUAGUUGUUGACUUCGGAUCCGGCUCCGCGUUAUUAUUCCAAGAUGAAAGUAAUUACAUCAAAAGCGCGUUUGGUAAAAUAAUAAAUAUACGCGUGAAAAUAAUAAACGGUAAACUUUGUUUCGCUGCGAGGCGGAAACAUUUUCGUUUGUUUAUCACCUUAA
Molecule: messenger RNA, 1360 nt
Organism: Varroa destructor (honeybee mite)
Lineage: Eukaryota; Metazoa; Arthropoda; Arachnida; Mesostigmata; Varroidae
Product: hypoxanthine-guanine phosphoribosyltransferase-like
Biological process (GO): purine ribonucleoside salvage; hypoxanthine metabolic process; GMP salvage
Cellular component (GO): cytosol
Molecular function (GO): magnesium ion binding; hypoxanthine phosphoribosyltransferase activity
Source: RefSeq, a predicted model, not a curated record